Molecule: messenger RNA, 1866 nt
Organism: Manis javanica (Malayan pangolin)
Lineage: Eukaryota; Metazoa; Chordata; Mammalia; Pholidota; Manidae
Source: RefSeq, a predicted model, not a curated record
AGUAGUGAUCAUUGUGGGUGAAAGCACUUUGCAAAGCCGUAACUGAGGCUCAGCCGUCGGGUGCAGUUGCUGUGGUCGCUGCUCCGUCUGGGCGGGGUGACCGGAUCGGGAAGUCCUGCUCCCUCCUCCCCACAGUGGAAACCUCGCGCCGUCCGCCUCUGGGGCAUCUCUCUCCCGCCAUCUCGGGAGCAGCACUCGAGAUAAGCGAGGGAGCCUCCUCCCCGGCAGGAUGACUGCCGCGGCGCAGAAGGGACAAGGGCCCCUGCGAGGGGGACCGUAGGACUCGCGGGGGCUUCGCGCCUGCCCAGUGGCCGGCCAGGAUUCAGGCCUCUUCCCUGGCAUGGAGAGUAACCUGUCUGGCCUGGUGCCUGCUGCUGGGCUGGUGCCUGCGCUGCCGCCUGCUGUGACCCUGGGGCUGACUGCGGCCUACACCACUCUGUAUGCCCUACUCUUCUUUUCCGUCUAUGCCCAGCUCUGGCUGGUGCUCCUGUAUGGGCACAAGCGUCUCAGCUAUCAGACAGUGUUUCUGGCACUCUGUCUGCUCUGGGCUGCCUUGCGUACCACCCUCUUCUCCUUCUACUUCCGAGAUACCCCCCGAGCCAACCGUCUGGGGCCCCUGCCUUUUUGGCUUCUCUACUGCUUCCCUGUUUGCCUGCAGUUCUUCACACUGACACUUAUGAACCUCUACUUUGCCCAGGUGGUGUUCAAGGCAAAGGUGAAGCAUCGGCCAGAGAUGAGCCGAGGCUUGCUGGCUGUCCGAGGGGCCUUCGUGGGGGCCUCACUGCUCUUUCUGCUGGUGAAUGUGCUGUGUGCUGUGCUGUCCCGCCGGCGCCGUGCACAGCCCUGGGCCCUCCUGCUGGUGCGAGUCCUGGUGAGCGACUCCCUCUUUGUUAUCUGCGCACUUUCUCUUGCCGCCUGCCUCUGCCUUGUUGCCCGGCGGGCCCCCUCUACCAGCAUCUACCUGGAGGCCAAGGGGACCAGUGUGUGUCAGGCGGCCGCGAUGGGUGGUGCCAUGGUCCUGCUCUAUGCCAGCCGGGCCUGCUACAACCUGGCAGCCCUGGCCUUGGCCCCCCGGAGCCGACUGGACACCUUCGAUUAUGAUUGGUACAAUGUCUCUGACCAGGCGGACCUGGUGAAUGACCUGGGGAACAAAGGCUACUUGGUGUUUGGCCUCAUCCUCUUUGUGUGGGAGCUGCUGCCCACUACCCUGCUGGUGGGCUUCUUCCGGGUGCACCGGCCCACACAGGACCUGAGCACCAGCCGAAUUCUCAAUGGACAGGUCUUUGGCUCCCGUUCCUACUUCUUCGACCGGACUGGGCACUGCGAAGAUGAGGGCUGCUCCUGGGAGCACAGCCGGAGUGAGAGCACCAGGUGCUGGGACCAGGAGGCCACCACCACAGUCUCUACUCCACCCCACAGACGUGACCCCCUUCUGUUCUCCCCAGAACACCCAGACCUAGUCCUCCCAUCCCAGGCCUCUGUGCCAAGUUCAUCUGCCGCUUCUUGCCCAGGAUCCCAGGGGACUGUGGCCACCUCAUCCCCUCGCCAGCUCCUUGGUACUCCUUGUAGCGAGCUUGUGCCAUCCCCUAGGAUGGAGGCCAUGGCCCUGGCUGCCAGAUGCCCACAGCACCAUGGUAUAAGCUGCCGUCUCCACCGGAGCCGCUACCUCUCCUGCACCUGCUCCUCAAUAAACAGUGUCCGUGCCCAUGUCCGAUUGCUGUCUGCCAGUCAUCUACUUCGUGUUUCUCGCACUGUUUCCUGUUUGGCCAAAGGCUAUUCAGACACUGGGGGCUCGGCUGGGCAGGGGCCACUCCGCCCCAGGCUGGUGGGCAGGAAGAGGGAGUAGAAGAUCCUGCUGCCACUCCA